AUGGCCACACAUAAAAUCGGUAUUGUUAGAGAAGGCAAAAUGCCUGUCGAUCGGCGUGUACCGUUGACACCUAAGAAGUGUGUUGAAAUUCUACACUCAUAUCCCAAUGUUGAAAUUGUCAUACAGCCAAGUCCAACUAGAUGUUUCAAGGACAAUGACUAUACUAAUCUGGGUGUUAAACUACAGCAUGACCUCAGCGAUUGCGAUAUCAUUAUGGGAGUUAAAGAGGUCCCAACAGAACAACUGAUACCAAAUAAAACGUACCUCUUCUUUUCGCAUACUAUCAAAAAACAGCCGUAUAAUCGCAAACUGUUACAGACUAUACUAGAGAAAAAAAUAACGCUCAUCGACUACGAAACUCUCACUGACGCUCAGAAUAACCGUGUGGUCGCUUUCGGACGUUGGGCUGGCAUUGUGGGGGCCUAUAACGGCCUGCUCGUUUACGGAAAGAAAUGGGGACUUUUCGAUCUCAAACCGGCAUAUGAGUGCGUUGAUAUGGAAGACAUGCACGAAGAAUUCUUCAAAGUAAAACGAUUGCCACCAAUAAAAAUAACAAUUACGGGAGGGGGUCGUGUAGCGAAAGGUGCUGUUGAAGUUCUCGAUAUGAUGGGUAUAAAGCGAGUGAGCAUUUUUAACUUUUUGUACCACAAGUACGAGCAACCGGUUUAUGUACAGUUAAAUUCAUCGGAUUUUAAUGUACAUGUAGAUUCCAAAGUCUGGGAUACUCAGGAUUUUUAUGAACACCCUGAAGCAUACAAAUCAACAUUCGAUAAGUUUAUAAAAGUAACUGAUCUGCUGAUCAGCUGCGCUUAUUGGACGCCUGCAAUGCCUGUUCUCUUCACCGAGAAUGAUACGCAAGAUCCUGAUUUCCGUAUAAACACCAUCGCCGAUAUUACAUGCGACAUUGGCGGAUCCGUCCCAUGCACCAAGCGUUCGUCAAGUAUUGAAGAUCCGGCAUUUGAUUACAAUCCUUCGACAAAGCAACUUGAACCACCAUAUUCGAAGCCAACCAAUAUUACAGUCAUGGCUGUGGAUAAUCUGCCAUGUGAGUUGCCGAGAAAUGCGUGUCGCGAUUUUGCCCGCCAGCUUAUUGAUAAUGUGUUCCCGUAUCUUCUUGGCGUCGACGAUGGUACCAUUGAACGAGCUACAAUUACCAGAGAUGGUAAGCUGACUGAAAAAUAUGCUUAUCUGCAGGACUAUGUUGACGGUUAA
This is a messenger RNA of Didymodactylos carnosus, 1212 nucleotides long. NCBI's taxonomy places the organism in Eukaryota, Metazoa, Rotifera, Eurotatoria, Philodinida, Philodinidae. The record is from the annotation of a GenBank genome assembly.